Fraxinus pennsylvanica is the source of this 1980-nucleotide messenger RNA. The record is from the annotation of a GenBank genome assembly. Lineage: Eukaryota; Viridiplantae; Streptophyta; Magnoliopsida; Lamiales; Oleaceae.
AUGCUCCAUUUCUCUCCACCGCUCCACCGCCCGCUCUGCCUCUCUCCGCCUCCUCGAAACCCAAGUCUUAGUCCGACCCGAAUUUUCAACUUCAUCCAUUUCGAUAAACUCGCCGAUUAUAAAUUCAUAUGGCUCGGGUCAGCCUGUACACGAAAGCUCUGGGUUCAUCCCACUGUAAGAUCGUUGUCAUCACUAUCUUCUUCUUCUUAUUACAAUUCAAUAGGCGAUAGUGACGAUUUUGAUGUGGAAUUGGGCCGUCUUCUGGCGCUUUUGCCUGAGGAGAUGCGGCGGAGGGUAAGCGAGCAUCCAGAGCUCCGGGACUUGAUUGAGGUGGUCAUGGAUAUGGGACGAAAGCCUCUGGCUCGGUUCCCGUCAGGUGACUAUAUCUUGUCGGAUCACCCGAUCACCAUAGAGGAUAUCCAAUACGCCACUUCACAGGUUGGUGACUUUGCUGUUGAUAACAGAGCAGGAAUUAGUAGAACCUUGCACCGCAUUAGCGCCGUUAGGAAUCGGAAAGGUGCAAUUAUUGGUUUGACUUGUCGUGUUGGUCGAGCAGUGUCUGGAAGUGCCAACCUGUUGAGAGAUUUAGUUGAAGCUGGGGCUUCUCUGUUACUUAUUGGGCCCCCAGGGGUGGGGAAGACCACUAUUAUCAGGGACAUAGCUCGUAUGCUUGCAGAUGACUACCAAAAGCGUGUAAUGAUUGUUGACACCUCGAAUGAGAUUGGUGGGGAUGGGGAUAUACCUCAUGCUGGAGUAGGUAACGCUCGGAGAAUGCAAGUUCCGCAUACUGAUAUGCAACAUAAGGUGCUGAUAGAAGCAGUUGAAAAUCAUAUGCCACAAGUAAUUGUAAUUGAUGAAAUUGGCACAAAACUUGAAGCAAUGGCCGCAAGCACAAUUGCACAACGUGGAAUUCAGUUAGUAGCAACAGCUCAUGGAGUAACCAUAGAAAAUUUAGUGAUGAAUCCAGCACUGGAAAUGCUUGUUGGGGAAGUGCAGAGUGUGACAUUAGGUGAUGAAGAGGCAAGUCGGAGGGGUGUCCAAAAAACAGUGUUGGAAAGGAAAGGACCAUCAACUUUUAGCUGUGGAGUUGAGAUAAUUUCCAAGACUGAGUUGCGAGUUCAUCGUAAUUUAGAUGCGACAGUAGAUGCCUUACUUUCAGGCCAUUACCCAAAAUUUGAGGUUCGGAAGAUAAAUCAGGGAUCAGAAGAUGAAGCCGAUCAAAGGCCUUUCAUUUCUGAUUCAUCUGAGACAAUAGCUGAAAGUGUGGUUGAAGAUGGCUUGGAAUCGAAUGAUGGUCCACUUGACUAUACAGAGUUUGGUUCAGAAGCAAAGUGUUGUAAAGAUGAGGAUGCCCUAUGUAUAUUUCUUUAUGGGAUAUCAGAGGCAAGUAUGAUACAAGGGAUUAAACAGUUAAGCAUUGAUGAUUCAGUUGAAUUUACUGACAAUAUCAGCGAAGCAGAUGUAAUGCUUGCUUUGCAGUCUAAGCUCAAGAAGAAUUCUCGGCUUCAAGCUGCCGCAAGAUCUCAUGGCAUUCCUAUUUAUGUCGCAAAGGCAAACUCGUUGGCACAGUUAACAAAAGCCAUACAGGCUUUACUAACUGAUUAUGCUGAUGGUUAUGACUCUUUUGAAACUGAAGCUAAGGCAAAUGAGGCAGAAAAAAUUGAUGCCUUGGAGGAGGCAAGAGUAGCCAUUGAGCAAAUAGUGAUUCCAAAAGGAGAACCUGUAGAUCUACUUCCCCGGUCUUCCAACAUUAUGUUGCUGCAGAAGGAUCUCAUCCGUAAAUACAAGCUUAAAUCAGAAAGAGUUGGUGGUGAGCCAGAUGUACGUCUUCGUAUAAUUCCUUUUCCGAGCACGGGAAAUGAAGACAGCAACACAAGUGGAGUUGAUGAUGCGGCUCAAAUCGAUGAAUUAUACAGGACAAAUGCUGAAACAAAUGGAGCUGCCUUCACUGUUGAUAGAUUACCUCUCCUUCCUGACUAG